AUGGGUACAUUUAAAGCAUUCGUUGCCAUAGAUUUUGGCACUUCUAACACUGGCUUCGCAUUUUCAUUUCCGUCAAAUAAGGAUAAAAUAUUUCUCGCAAUUGAAGAGUCACCGGAAGGAAAUACACCCGCGUCUGAAAAUGCUGAUGGUUCCACGAUUCCUGAUGGUGAAGUGGCACUUUCAUCUAUCCAUGUUAUCAAGCUGACAGAGAACCGGGUACCACCCGUGUUAUUGUUGAAUGCAGACGGAACCAUAAAUGCGUUUGGAAAACCGGCGGUAGACAGAUAUGCACAGCUCGUUCUAACUCAUAGACACCAAGGAUAUCGCUACUUUCACAAUAUCAAAAUGGAUCUAUACAAAAUUGAUGACUUGACACACGAGUCAGAAAUUCAAGACAGUCAAGGAAGAAAGAUUCUCGCUAUAGAACUAUUUUCAAAACUAAUCCGACAUAUUGGUAAACUUGCUUUGAGGUCUAUGCGCGAGCGACUGCCAAAAGGCGUGAGGAUUAUUCCUACAUCGGUGAAUUGGACUGUGAGCAUUCCAGCAAUAUGGUCCGACUCGGGUAGACAGUUCAUGCGCGAGGCUAUUGUUGAAGCAGGUAUCCCACGUGACAGAAUUCGAUUGGUUCGCGAACCGGAAGCAGCAGUUAUCUUUUGGAAGUCAAAAAUGCUCAAAUCACAAGACGAAAGCGAAAGGAAGAAGUUUUCUGUUGGAAAUAAGUAUAUCAUCGCGGAUCUUGGUGGAGGAACAGUCGACAUUUGUGUUCAUGAAAUUCUUCCUGGAGAAAGAUUCAGAGAACUCCAUCGAGCGACCGGAAAUGACGUCGGUGGAAAUUCGGUUGACUUUAUGUUCAUUCAAUUCAUGAAGAAAAUAGUAAGCGAAGAGGUUUGGAAAUGUUUCUAUUGGCCAAAAUAUUUUGACUUUGUUAAAUUAAUGAGAACAUUUGAAGUGAUUAAAAGAAACAUUGCCCAUGAAACCAAAGAAAUCGUUAUUGAGAUUCCGUCAUCACUUAUUACAAUCGCAGAACGUAAUUCAAACCUAAAAUUUUCUGAUAUGAUAAAUGCUAUCGAUGAACAUGAAUUCGUAAGUUUAGAAGGCGAGGCAACAUUGCAUAUUAAAAAAGAAAUUAUUGAAAGUUUCUUUAAACCAUCUAUAGAUGGCGUGUUGCGCAUGCUCAGGGAUAUUGUUACAGGAACCGGAAACCAAGUGAGCAAUUUAUUGCUGACUGGUGGAUAUUCGUCAUCAAACUAUGUUAAAGAAAGUAUCCAAAGAGAAAUGAGCUCGAUGGUCAUUUCAUCCGUACCAGAAAAUGAACUGGCUGUACUCAAAGGUGCUGUUUUGAUGGGUUAUGAACCGGAUGAUAUUAUAGAACGAAGAUCUAGGUUUACUUACGGAUUUGCCGUUGCGACGCCAUUUAAGGAGAAAGAACAUCCGAGGAGUCUGCAAUUCUUCAGAGAUGGUAAAAUACUUUGCAGAGAUGUUUUCCAAAAAGUUAUAGACAAAAAUCAGCUGCUAAGAGUAGGUGACAGGUUCAGAAUGGAGACCAGAAAUAAUGACCGGAAGUUCUUUCAGUUCAAACAACGCGACGCAUGCGCGCAACUAUUUCGUUCUACUGCAGACGAUCCAAAAUACUGCAUCAAAGAGGAGGGGUGCACCGAGGUGUUCACAACUAGAAUUAAAGCUCCGGUGAAGGGAUGGUCGGAAAGGCUGUGUACAGAUUACGUUCUUGUUGUAGGGGAUACAGAUUUCGAAGUUCAAGCCUAUGAUAUAUUUACUGGCGAAAAAUACUCAACAAAAGAAGAAAAUCGAAUGAUGAAGCCAUUUCAUUUAGCUUAG
This is a messenger RNA of Ruditapes philippinarum (Manila clam), 1836 nucleotides long. Its product is annotated as heat shock 70 kDa protein 12A-like. NCBI's taxonomy places the organism in Eukaryota, Metazoa, Mollusca, Bivalvia, Venerida, Veneridae. The transcript has a single exon. Gene Ontology annotation, molecular function: ATP-dependent protein folding chaperone; ATP binding. The coding region runs from base 1 to 1836 and encodes 611 amino acids. The record is from RefSeq and is a predicted model, not a curated record.